This is a messenger RNA of Fonsecaea pedrosoi CBS 271.37, 261 nucleotides long. RefSeq lists its product as uncharacterized. The transcript has a single exon. The record is from RefSeq and is a predicted model, not a curated record. Lineage: Eukaryota; Fungi; Ascomycota; Eurotiomycetes; Chaetothyriales; Herpotrichiellaceae. Gene Ontology annotation, molecular function: 2 iron, 2 sulfur cluster binding. Bases 1 to 261 code for a protein of 86 amino acids.
AUGCAGGACAUCGAAGAGGCUACUGUCACCUUUCGCAAGUCCAACUUGACGACCAAGUGGUUGGCAAAGGAUCGCUUAACACUCCUCCAAUUGGCAGAAAAGUCUGGGCUGAAGCCUGACUACGGUUGUCGGUCUGGUGCGUGUGGAACGUGUGAAGUCAAGCUCUUGAAGGGGACCAUCGAUGGUAUCUUGGAGGGAGACGAUGGCGUCCUCAUAUGCAGCUCUGUUCCGGCAAGUGUUGAGGUGGAACUUGAACUGUGA